Dermacentor silvarum is the source of this 1103-nucleotide messenger RNA. RefSeq lists its product as uncharacterized. The record is from RefSeq and is a predicted model, not a curated record. The transcript is spliced from 2 exons. Bases 105 to 533 code for a protein of 142 amino acids. Lineage: Eukaryota; Metazoa; Arthropoda; Arachnida; Ixodida; Ixodidae.
AGUAACUGCAGAGAGCGAUCAUCGGCCCUUGAUUGUCAUCACUUGAAAACCAAUAGGCGAUAUGCCGCCAAGGCUACAGCGUUUUUUCCUGCGUCUGCUGUGUUAUGACCUUGACUUGCAAUUCAUUCCAGGGAAGCAGCUUGUCCUCGCCGACAUGCUUUCGAGAGCCACAAGCAGGCAAGCAGGUGACACCGACAGCGACGACGUGGAAGUCCACGCAGAUGACACCGAUGGAAGGCACCCCUUCACCUGCCGAGGUGUUACAAGGAAGGCGACUGCGAACGACGCUGCCAGAUGUCCGGGCCGUUCAAGAACUACAGGGCCGAAAACAUUGCCAAAGCAACACUUGGAAGAGGACACUAGUGCCGCUGGGAGCAGGCGACACCGUUCGGGCUAAAACAGGGUCAUGGGCAACCAAAGCCCAAGUCCUCAAGCCGUGCAACACUCCCGGGUUAUAUCACGUGGUCACAGAGGAAGGAAAGGUGCUCUGCCGCAACCGCCAGCACCUACUGCCGACCGGCGAAACCUUCUGAAGGCGUACAUGUUCCAACAGCGAUGAGGACUUCGGCGAACAAAAUGCUAAUUAUGCUAAUUGCAGUGGUGGACCCGCCUAUCCACAUGCACCCAAUGCGGCAAGCACCACAGCAGCAUCGAGAUGCUCGACAAGACGACGGCGGCCACCACAACGGUUGACCUAUGACAGAAACUUUGUGCAGGUGUCGUGAUCAGCCUCCAAGCGGUGUGCAAUGAACGUUGCCACUUCAGUACACUGUUAUAUUUGUUAACCUUCUGAUGGAAACUUUUAACUGUUCUGUUUUUUUGUUUUCUCAAACGAAAGAGGAUGUAUCGGGUGAUAUCGGCAUGUACUACACGUGCCGAUAAGUACAAGUUAUAUCGGUGUUGCCCUCUCCCGAUCAAGGCAUGUAUAUAAAGCCUUGCUCAAUAAACAUGAUUCUUCCCGUUACGCUCGGACUGUCAGGAUGUCCCAACGGCACCAAACAGAGACAUGUCAUCGUCAAACAAAACGCGUCACACUAGUACAUGAAUAUGCAUUGAAUUAGCAAAUGUACUAAAGGAAAGCCGCGAAGUGGUCAUGUGUACAA